Messenger RNA from Dissoconium aciculare CBS 342.82, 858 nucleotides. RefSeq lists its product as uncharacterized. NCBI's taxonomy places the organism in Eukaryota, Fungi, Ascomycota, Dothideomycetes, Mycosphaerellales, Dissoconiaceae. The coding region runs from base 1 to 858 and encodes 285 amino acids. The transcript has a single exon. The record is from RefSeq and is a predicted model, not a curated record.
AUGCAGCGAACUGCUUCAGCGCCAAAAAAGAGAAAGGUUGCUGAGAUAAAGAUCAAGUCCAAAGGCACACCAGUCCAACGGACUCGCGGCAAGUCUCAUCAAAGAUCCCGCAAAACCAAGCCGCUCAAUUCAAGCAACAAAAAACCAUCACUGCUACUCGCUCUUGCACCUGAGCUUCGUACUCGGAUAUGGCAAUAUGCUCUGAUCGAAGAUGAGCCCAUUCUGAUCAAUGAAUGGAAGCAUGGGAGCUUCGUUCGAGUUAGACAACCACCACUCCUCCGGACAUCUCGGCAGAUUCGUAACGAGGCCAUUGGGAUAUGGUUCACAGACAACACCUUCCUCUUCAGAGCAUGUCACACACUCAGCUUCAAGCCGCUCCUACCAUUCUGCAAACAAGUUAGGAAAUAUCAUCAAGAUCCGAAAGUCCGCAUUCAGGCGGAGAUCUGUCGAAGCACGACGCCCUUUGGCAUCGAUGGGACCGAUCUGGACGACUUGAUGGAGUGGCUGAAACUCUACCACUCUGACCCUGAUCUCAUACCCAUUCCUGCUCAAGAUGCAGAUACAUUUCUCAUGAUGAGCAAGACACUAGCAAGUGGGACAUUUGGCGUCGUCAAUGGAAUGCUUGCCAGGCCUUGGGAAGCUGUCGAGCUGAAGUUGAGCGCUCAUAUGCUCGCCAUCAUCGAUCGUACCGAAGAAGAGACGAGAGAGCUCAUGGAACUCGACCUCUUGGACCAGAUCCAUGCCCGUGCAGCAAUGGAUAUGGAUGAUUUCGAGGACGAUUUCGGGACUGACUCCGACGACGAGUACGAUGAUGACGACGAGUCAGACGUUGAGAUCAGCAUUGAGAACAUGGAUUGA